This is a messenger RNA of Telopea speciosissima, 2199 nucleotides long. RefSeq lists its product as uncharacterized. The coding region runs from base 1 to 2199 and encodes 732 amino acids. Lineage: Eukaryota; Viridiplantae; Streptophyta; Magnoliopsida; Proteales; Proteaceae. The record is from RefSeq and is a predicted model, not a curated record. The transcript has 2 exons.
AUGUCUAGGAGUUGGGUUGGAAGUUCAAGGGAUGCAUCUUUCAGGUUGUCUUCACAAUAUAGACUUGAGGUCGACAAAUUCAUAGAAUAUGCAUUUUCUAGUGCAUCCAUAGGGGAUCAGAUCUUAUGCCCAUGUGUAAAGUGUGUAAAUCAACUGUGGAUGAAUAGAAAUGAAGUGUUAGAACAUUUGAUUUGUGAUGGAAUUUUAUGGAAUUAUACAAAAUGGAUUUUCCAUGGGGAAGGUACAUCAUCACAAUCACAUCACCAUGUUAACUCUAUAAUACAAGGUGAAAGUGAAACAAAUGAUGUUACACACACCAUAUUAGAUGAGCUGCGGGGAAGAAAUACAAAUGAAGAAGUUGAAGAUUGUGAUAUAAAUGAUCGUACCGAUGGGGCAAGUAUAGAGGCAGAUAAAUUUGAGCGAUUGAUUGAAGACACAGGAAAGGAGUUGUAUCCAGGGUGUGUAAAAUUUACAAGAUUGUCCUUCAUUCUUCGUCUUUAUCAUAUAAAGUGCCUCUGUAAAAUGACAGACAAAGCAUUAUCAAUGCUUUUAGACUUAUUACAAGAGGCACUUCCUGAGCCAAAUACGUUGCCAAAGAAUAUAUGCAAAACAAAAAAAAUUAUCAAGGAUUUGGGGCUCAAUUAUAACAAGAUUGAUGUUUGCCGAAAUGAUUGUAUGUUAUAUUGGAAGGAAGCAGACAAAGCCACGUCUUGUUACAAAUGUGGCACAUCAAGAUAUGAAUCUGAGGACAAGAAAAUCCCGGCUAAGACAUUACGGCAUUUUCCUUUGAUCCCAAGAUUGCAAAGGUUGUACAUGUCAUCUAAAACCUCAUUAAAUAUGAGAUGGCAUCACGAUGAUCGUAUAGAUGACCAAAGGCUACGACACCCAGCUGACGGGCAAGCAUGGAAGGCAUUGGAUAAACUGUAUCCCACUUUUAGUAAGGAGCCUCAUAAUAUUAGACUUGGGUUAGCAAGUGAUGGAUUCAACCCAUUUAAGUUGAUGAGCUCAAAGCAUAGCACAUGGCCUGUAUUGGUGAUGCCUUACAAUUUGCCACCAUGGAUGUCCAUUGAUAGAAGAGUUGAAGAAUUAUGGUACAAUGGAGUUGAGACUUAUGCUGCAUAUAAGAAGGAGAAAUUUGUGCUAAAAGCAUGCUUGUUAUGGACCAUUAACGAUUUUCUGGCUUAUGCAGUCCUCUCCGGUUGGAGUACUAAAGGAGCUUUAGCUUGUCCAUGUUGUAACUGCGAGACUUCUUCUCGUUGGCUGAAGUAUGGUAGGAAACACUGUUAUUUAGGCCAUCGUCGAUUCCUUCCCCAAGAUCACAGAUUUCGACGUGAUAAAAGGAAUUUUGAUGGCCAUGAGGAAUAUGGACUCCAGCCAAAGCCAUUAUCGGGGGACAACAUAUUGGAACAGUUGCAAGGUAUUCAAUUUCCCCCAUUUGGAAAAGAAAAUGAUGAAAUAGAAAAUAAUAAAAAGAAUGGGAAGAAGAGGCGAAGGCGGUUAAAACAACCAAAGCUUCCACAUAACUGGAAGAAGAAGAGUAUAUUAUUUGACUUGCCAUAUUGGAAAGAUAAUUUAAUUCGUCACAAUUUAGAUGUGAUGCAUAUUGAGAAGAAUGUUUGUGAAAGUAUCCUUUGUACGUUGUUGGAUCUAAAAGAAAAAUCAAAGGAUAAUGUGAAUGCACGUCUAGAUUUGAGAGAAAUGGAAAUACGACCAGAUCUUCAACCAAAGGUCAUUGAAGGUAAAAAUAAAUUGUUUAUACCUCCGGCAUGCUACACAAUGUCUAUCACUGACAAAGAAUUGUUCUGCACAAUUUUAAGGAGUGUGAAGGUUCCAGAUGGACUUUGCAGUAAUAUUUCACGGUGUGUGCAAGAACGUAACAUUUCAGGAAUGAAGAGCCACGAUUGUCAUAUUAUGAUGCAACAACUUCUUCCGGUUGCAUUGCGUGAUGUUUUGCCAAAACACGUUAGCAUUGUAUUGAUAGAAGUAUGUACCUUUUUUCGGGAUUUGUGUAGUAAAGUUGGAAAGGAGGAGGACUUCAAGAGACUUGGUGAAAGUGUUGUUUUAACACUUUGCAAGCUAGAAAGGCUUUUCCCACCUACAUUCUUUGAUGUUAUGGUACACCUAAUUGUUCAUUUAGCCAAUGAAGCUCGCUUGGCUGGUCCAAUACAAUACCGUUGGAUGUAUCCAAUAGAAAGGUGA